Messenger RNA from Triplophysa dalaica, 12185 nucleotides. RefSeq names its product ectonucleoside triphosphate diphosphohydrolase 5a (gene entpd5a). Gene Ontology annotation, molecular function: UDP phosphatase activity; GDP phosphatase activity. Gene Ontology annotation, biological process: nucleoside diphosphate catabolic process. The transcript has 14 exons. The coding region runs from base 9546 to 10898 and encodes 450 amino acids. Gene Ontology annotation, cellular component: membrane. The record is from RefSeq and is a predicted model, not a curated record. Lineage: Eukaryota; Metazoa; Chordata; Actinopteri; Cypriniformes; Nemacheilidae.
UGGAGAACAGCGUAUCCAUUUUAAAUGUUUCCCUUUCUAUCAUUCGGCAUCGGGACUGUUUUCUGCUGCUUUUCUUAUUUUUCAUGGGGUUCCUGUCUCUCUCUCUCGAUACCUCGCUCGGAAAGACUCCCAACGAUUGAUACGGUGUGGCCGACAUUUGUGAAAGCAGUGGUCCAAGGGCAACAAAGGGAUUAGAGGAACUGCCGGCCUAGAGGGCGAGAGCAUCGGAAAGAUUGCUGAGUGCCAGGCCGCAGUGAGACGGGAGACUGCCUCCUACUGUGGAGGUGAAGGGAACGCGCCACCACAGGCAAAACAAAUACACAGAACAGUGUAAAUAAAUACCAUGGGAGGGAAACACCAUACCUGCUGCCUCCAAAGAUCAGCAACGUUCUGAGUGAAGGUCAUUUUCGGGCCUCUGCUAGCAGGUUUUCUGUAUUCCCAGCACAUUUAUAUUUGGCAUCAACAGGGCAUCCUAUUGUUUGGUAGACUAUUCAAAAUAAACUUUAUUUUGGAAAUUGUUUUAAUUGCGUUCCAAUAUACAUUUAUGGGGACACCAGGAAAGUGCCGGUUAAAUAAAACCCAAUUUACAAAUGAGAGGAAUGUGGUUUGGAAUUUGAGCUUCCAAACUAAGAUCAUUGAGAUAUUAUCAUUCAUACAGCACAGCCUGUACUUCCAGGCAGUGAUAGUUCCUAUUUUGGUGAAAAGAAAAUGGAAAAAUGUAUAUUUACUGGUUUGCUCAUGACAGUAUGACUCUUUGGUCCCAACCUCUUAUAUAUGUGAUAAAUGAAUCAUAAAAUAGCUUGUGGAAAGUUUUGGCAGCAUUUUCAAAGGCUUUUUGACCAGAAUGUUAAAGGGAUAUUUCAUUCAAAAAUUUAAAUUCUCUCAUAAUUUACUCAACGUCAACGUAAAGAUAUUUACACUGUAAACAUUGUUAAGCCUGUAACAAAAACUUUGUACUAAUUCCCCCUAGCUUUUUCCAAGCAGCUGAUGUGAACUAAAUUUACUGAGUAACUACGAAAAGAAAAAAAUUAUUGAUCCAACACAUUCUACAUUCUCUCAACUAUGACUUUAAAUCCACCCAACACAGAAGGUUGAGUUUUCAUUUAUCUACCUUUUAUUAUUUUAUUACAACGGAUUACUGGGAAAUCGUGGGUUAAUCGUGAUAGCUGCCCACUGCUCCGGGUGUACGUAUGUUCACCACUUGCUGUGCGUGUGUUCACUAGACACUGGAUGGGUUAAAAGCAGAGGUCACAUUUCGGGUAUGGGUCACCAUACCUGACAAAUAGGUCACUUUCACUUUCAUAAACACUUCAAAACAGAACACUGGUCAAACAGUUGUGUUGAAGACUUUUUUAGUGGAGGCAGAAUUAUGUUAUGCACUUACCCGUCAAAACUGAACACAAACCUUGAUCAUGGUGAACAUUAAAUAAAUCAUUUAAAAUCAAAUCUAUAUACAUCAAGCAACUAAUAUUUUCAACAUCAACAGAGUUAAAAAUGUCUGCAAACUCUAGAAGGGUACUAUUUUUAGGAACUGGGUAAAAAACGGAUUGAACAUGUCGCAGUGCAUGCUAGGAAUGUUCUGUUUGUUCAGAUUAUACAGUUUGUUAAAUUGGGCAAACUUUUUGCCACAUUUUGGACAAAAACUUAAAUAUCUAAGUCCAAUAAACAAAAGAAUCUUUGGUCGAGAAACUUGAUUUGUUUUUGUUCAUUGUUGGAUUUUUUACCACGUAGAAGAAUGUUAGUAACUGAGAUUUCUGUGGCACCAUUGACUAUCAUGUAGAAAUAAUUAUUGUAUUUUUUUCGUUCGGUUGAACACAAAAUUAAAUAUUUUGAAGAAUUUGGGGAAAGCAAACUGGUCUUUGACAGUUUUGACAGUUUGACUUUGGGCACCUUUGACAAUCACUUUUAUGGUAGUCAUUGCUGCCCCAGAAAUCUCAGUUGCUAACAUUAUUCCAAAUACCUUUCUUUGUGCCUAUUUGAGAGAUGAAGAAAAGUAAUCAAUUUUGAAGAUGAAUGAGAAAGACACUUACAACAUUUACAUUUAUGCAUUUGGCAGACGCUGCGACUUGUUGUUAAUGCAUAUUACAUUUUGACACCACCAUAUCAACACCAUAAACAGUACUGUUAGUUUAUAAGGCCAUGCUACUAGGAGGAUUAAACCUACAGUAAGCAAAGGAGAGAAUGAACAACACAAUUGUUUUUAGACACAGGACAUAGACAGUUAUUGGUUAGUCAUAUAAAUGCGGAACAGGUAUGUUCUGAGUUUUUUUUUUGUUUAAGGAUGCUGCAGUUCGGGCACAGGCUGGGAGUUCAUUCCACCACAGGGAAAACAAAUGACUAGAAGUAUUUGCAAGCGAUUUGGUGCCAUUCUGUGAUGGAACAAACAGGCAUUGCUCAAUUUCAGACUGUAGAUGACGGGAGGGGAUAUAGACCUGGAGCACUGAGGGGUGAUUUAAAAAGUGUCAAAGGGGAGAGCAGAUGAUGCACAGUCAGUAUAAAGCUCCCGCAAAUUGCCUUUGCAUUCCACCAGCAUACGAUCCUGAGGCAUCGGGCUGGCCUUGGCUCCAUUUAAAUCUGAGUCAUCUAAUUGAAUUAGGCUAACCUCAAGUGCUAGGUUUGGGCAAGCAGGUGAAGGAUUGCCCCGUGGAAACCCUCUGAAAUACCCCAAUUUUACCGGCAAAAGGCUUUCCUGGCUAUUGCCACAUUAAUGAGCUAGAUGCUAGGUCUUUUGCUGAUAUGCAUUUGGGAAACUAAUACCGCUAAAGGAACAUGGUUCUUACCAUGGCUUUGAGAAGAUAAACACAAUAGCGCAGACUCUUACAUUCAUCCUCAUUUACACAGACAUCCAAGCACAUGCCAGUACAACCCACACUGUGUUUGGAGAACAAUCUCCUCUGGUGAAGAUGUAAUCAUUGGCUUAGGUGAUGUAUACAGUCUCCGAGAGGAAAAAUAUAGAAUGGUCAAGAUAAUAACCUCGUGUUGUUUUUUUAACAGGUUAUUUUCAUUUACUGUGUGACAGUGCAGUUUGAAAUGUAAAAUAAGCCUGUAAUUGAAAUGAGGGUAGAACAGUGGGAUGGGUUGUAAUGUGUUGGCUGGGCAAACUUCUAUUUCUCGACUUCUUUAUGUAAGAACAUUUUUUUACAGUUCUUUCAAAAAACUGUUUUUCGUGCUGACUGAAAGAAAGGUUAUGCUUUAUAUCUAUGCAACAGCUGCUCAACUAGCUUUUUUAUUUUAAAGAGGACCUGUUUAUUACUGUCACAAAUGUUUAACAAAUCACAGAGUUACUGUUGUGUUGAUUUAUGAUAACGUAAUUUUAGAUAUUUCUUUUGACUGCUCUCUCAGUUUGCCCUUCACUCAGCGGAUGAACUGCUGCAUUUUUUGUACGAUUUUUUUGAUAAAUCACAGCAGGUCCACAGAAUAUCAAGGCAAAAUCAUAAAUAUUUUAUGAGGUGUCUAAUUUUGGCUAAUAUGUAUGAUCUAAUUUUAGUAUGAUUUGCUUUUGCACCAGUGAUGGUGGAUAUAUUCAAUAGCAAUAUUCAAUAUAACUUUUUCUAGUAUUGUACAUUUUUGAAGGACUCCGAACAAAUGAAUUCAUGCAAAUUAGCCUCGUAAAAUUGUUACGAAUUCCUGUGAGAUCAGGUUGGUAUGUCGUAGAUGUUGUUGUAAGAAUAUGUAUAUAUUCUACGACAUAAAACACACCUGUUAUAACCCGCUUAUAAUUUUACAGCUUUUAAGUGUUUUAAAAUGGCAGUUGCUAAAUGCGACUACAGAAAUUGUCGGGGACGUUAAACGUGGAAGAAAAUUCAUUCACAGAGUAGUUAUUUGUAUUAUCAUGGAACAUGUGUUUAAUAAAGUUUGGAAGAAUUGUCGGAGGCUUUGUGGUUGUGAUGUUGUCGAGUAACUGUGCGUAGUCUGUUUAUAGCCUCAUAUUACUUCUGAUGAUUGUAUUUAGGUUUCCUUGGGCUUACUUGUAAAGAUGAUCUUGAUAGACAUAACGUGUUUGUGAAUAAACAUUUGUUGCUCACAGAGCUUAUUUAUUGCAAUAUUUCAAAAGUCUAUUGAAGAAAUCCAUAGGCCUUUGAUCGAAAGAACCAGUGUGGUGCUAACUUCUCAGUGGGCAUACAAAAAUAUGUCAUCCUCCGGCACUCUAUUACUGCAUGUUUAUUGCUAUCUGGCAGUCUUAUGACACUUUUGCUUUAGUUAUCAUUCUGCAGUAAUGUGUUGAACAACACAUUUUCAAUGUAAUAAAUAAUGUUAUAUUUUUAAGAAAUAUGAAGUGCUAAAACAAGUGGCUUUUUCAGAACCUGGAAUAGAGGAAUAGAGGAAGGUUCGGGAACACUGUGUAAUUCUGCAAAACCAGGACCACAACCACGCUUUACUGGGAUGAGAAGUACAAAGUUUGAUUUACGGACUUUUCUUGUGAACCAGGGCGCAGAAUGCAUGGUUGUCCAGUAGAAAAAUAUCUGUGUUCCAAUUGUUGUAAAAUAGUUGCUUGACCUUCUGUCUCUUGUGUUGACAACUAGAUAAACAUAACUUUAAUGUUUUGUUUUUCUUGAAUAAAUGUUUGCGUUACAAAAUCACACUAGAACAUCAAUUUGUUUAAAUGGGCAUCUGAACAGAGAAUGAAAACAUGCAGUUUUAUGCCAAAUGGAUAAAAAAUGAAAACACAAAUAAAAGUAUAACACAAUCAAGUGGCCUAUAGAGUGAAAAAUGAUUCUUGUGGUCCAGAAUGUUGAUACACAUUUAAUUAUAGCUUCAAAUGUCCUUUGGUUUUGACCAAACUGUCAAACUGAAUUAGAAGACGAAUCUUUACUUUAAAGGUCAAUUACAAGUUUUUUUUCUUUUUUCCCCUAUGCCUUUUUUAAUUGAUGUCAAAAAAUGGUCCGGUCAAAAGGGAUAGAGUUGGAAAAGCCUUGAUGAAAUAACAAUUUGGAUGACUGAAUUUCACCCUGCUUUAAGUCACAUGUCAGACCACUUCUCCAGUAAAAAAAGAACAAAAGCAGACACUCACGUUCAACUUGUUUCCAUUAGCUAAGCCCUUUCUCAAGACAAAGUGUUUUAUCAUAUAACGCGAAGGCCAAGGAGGGUGGGCCUUGAAAUGACAUCUGAGUCCACCACAACAAUACAAUUUCCAGGAUUUUGCUACAUUUGGAAAUGUGACAUUUCUACGAGUGUCUAAAAAAGGACGUUUCAAGGUUGUCCAGACCAAACCUCUUUUUUAGUCUGCUCAACACUUAUUGGGACGUUUUUUUACCAGUAUGAAGUCAGGGCUGUUAAAUGGAAAACAGCUGUUGACUGAAGAGCACAUUUUAAACCCUUUAAACAAAAAGGCAAAUGGUGUGAUGUUAUGUUACUAUUUAGGACUUCAUGUACGUAAAAAACCUUUCAUGUUUGAAUGGCUGAAUUUAUAAAAAGAUUGUAUUGAUAUAAUGGGUGUCAUAGUGUAAAUGUAGGCCUACUGUACGUUGAAUGUUAAACACAGAUUUUUGUAAUUCAAGAUAUAUUAACAAAACGUUUUAAAAAAGAGAUUUCUAAAAGGAAGACACUUUUGUACACUAUUUCAAUCAAAGACAUAGUACAAACCUCUAGUAAAGAAAACAUCUAACCCUCGUGCAACAACUUUCACUUUAGUGUAAACUUCUCCAUAAUGCCAUAUUCCUAAAAUCAUAAACUGGAAUAUAUUCUGAAACAAAAUCAAAAUGCGUUUGCAUUUUUGUGACAGUUGCAAUUUUACGGAGUCAGAGAUUGAGUCUUUAUACAUAUCUCGUAAGUAUCACAAUGCACUAAUAUGCAGUUACAUAACAGCGCAAUAAUCCCUGUGUCAUUGUAUAAAAAUGUAAAAUACAGUUCAUGGCUGGGAAGAUAUGUUUACGGUAAGCUAAUUUUCCUUAUCCACCCGCCAAUGGCAGGUGUGGUAAAAAGUUAAUUUUGGACUCUGAAUUCAUGCAUAAAAAGUCUUUGUUGUUUGUAAACCAGAGCGCAACCUUCAGACACAAAAGAAAUGUGGGGUGAACAGUAACCGAGGGUGCACAGGGUUAUGUAAGCAGAUGGGAUUCAUUUCCAGGCUUUCUGAACAGAACUUCGGCAAUGAUUGACAGGUCAUUCAGCCACCAAACAAAUUUGAGCUAUAAACUAGCAUAACAUAAGAUGUGGACUAGCCGCAAAAUUUAAACUGCAGUUGAUUUAGCAGAUUCUCAGAGGCCAACCCUCUAAAAACAAUGCAAACUUAGCUCAGAACAGUUUUGAAUCCAUCCAGAAGCACCACCCUCACAUCGCAUGCCUUGUACUCAAGUCAGCUGCCGGCUUCCCAGCCGGUCAUUUCUGUAGAGUUUUUCAUUUCUCCAGUUAGAGUUUAACUGGAGUGUAUCCAUUAAACAUUCCACAGACAGGAAAAGCCAAAGGAACAUAUGUCAAAAUGUCAGGGUGUAGCUACUGUAUCCCUGUAGCGGCUCUUGGCUUUAGGUUGAUGUAUGCCGUUAGGCAACUAAAUUUAAAGCUAAUUACUAUGACAGAGAUAAAAGCAGACAUCAACCCCCCUCCCCCACCAUAUACAUAUAACUGUGAACAUUUUCAAGCUGUCAUUAUCAUCAAAACUGUAAUUGCAAGGUUUUGGUUAUUUCAAUAGGAGUUCUUGGGCAGGACACCCACAAAAAUGGCAUUUCUGAGGCCGCAAUGUAAGACUAGUUUACAAAGCAUGGGGGUCAUACUUUUAGGGUGGCAUAAUGGAACAACAUAAUGUGUUUAGUUUGUAUACUGAUUUUUAUUUUAAAAAUCUGUAUUAUUAUUUCGUGACUGCCACAGUAUCUGAAAAGUGGUGUUAUUCAAGUAGAUUCUGUAUUAUUUGCUGUAAAUACAUUUUCGAAUGUAUACAUUUUCAGACUUCAUAGGCCUUUAUUUUCCUGCAGUGCUGUAAAAAUAAACUUCAUUAUUUACCGCAAACAUAAACAGAUGGUGAAUUUCAUUCCUUUGUUUUCAAAAUAGAAAUGAAAAUAGUCACAUGAGAAGCGAUGCACAUUGUAUUUGUUUUUGAAGAAAUGAAUUACCAAAUUUAAUUUGAGUUCAUCCUAGCACGGUCAAACCUCACAAUUUUCUUGUCAUAAUUGUGUUUUAUGCACUGGCAGAGCAGUCUAUUGUUUUCUAAGGUUGUUUCUGCUGUAUUGUGUGCAUUGCACAUUUUAACAAGCUGGCAACAAAUUAUUACUGUUGCAAAACUUGGUAUAGUUCACAUUGCACAAACGUUUUUGAAUGUGACAGGCUUUGACUCGCAGGUCAUUUUUUAUUGCAACAGUUAAACAGUGUACUGUAAUUGUCUUCGUUAUGCCAUAAAUAUUGUUUAUGGAGUUUUGUAAUAAUCCCAGGGAUGUACAGUCUGCCUUGUCAGUAAUUGUCUUUAGCUGUGUGUGAACAUAAUUAUAACUACUGGAUGGAUAAAAAGGAUGGGAUGAAAACGACAACAACUGAGAAUGCAUUGAACUGUAGAUGUAAAACAAACCGUAUUGUGCAGAUUACUGCAAAUCAAGAAUCCGUAUGAAGUUUGCAAACCGGUUGUGUGAGUAUUCUUUUCUGUUAUACCUAAGCACAUGUUAAACUAGCUCAUGGUGCACUAUACUGUUGCUUUGGUAUCUGAAAGUGUUCUUUUAAAUUGUCAGAAGUCAAUGUGAGGGCCUGCACAUGCAUGCUUGGCACUGGAGAAAAGGCCAUAAUGGGGUACCGCAGUUUGAAAAAACACAAAAAAGAGGAAAGAAAGUGUAAUAUUUUUAGUUCUAAAUUACAACGUUGGAACUGUUGCUUUGCUCAGCCGACUGUCCGGGGACUGGAAUGGCAUGAUGGGAGCACACGCACUGCCAAACUCCACCCUGGCCCCCUCCCUCUGUCCACUCUGUGCCGCUCCUCUCCCCCUUUUGCUCCAAAAUCACAUACUGUGCCCCUUAUUUCUGCUGUUCCCCGUCCCUCAGCUGGAUCUCAUCGGCAGUGGCAGAGAGAGUCAUUCUUAACCCGAUGUGUGGUGAACCACUUUCAUUAGUAGCAAGUGAGAGAGAAAAAGACAUGUCAUAGGAUUGCUCCCCGCUGUCAGGACUGGAUUCUUGAGAGUUACACAAAACAAUUUCAGCAGUGCUGGUUGCGUGUCCAAGGUUCACAGAGCAGAGAAAUCCCUCUCUAAACUCUACAGUUUAGUUCACAUGAGGUCUUCAAUAGUGUACGCCUGCAAACACCUACGUGUUUUUACAUCUCUCAGAACCAAUAAAGUAAUUGCAUGCGAGCCAAAGACCGGCACUGCUUAGCAAAACUCCCACCUUUUUUAUCACAAUAGUUCUCUGCUUUGUCAAACUGGAGGACAAUCCUGCACAAGCCUUCUGCAAAUGCUUCAUUUUAGAGACAUUUUUAACUAUUCACUAGCUAAUUUAGUUGUAAAUUUACUUUUAAGCACCGCGGAGUGGUUUGAGUCUGAAAGUUUGACCCUGUGUCCUGGGUACAGGAUCUUCCACUACUCUGUGGGCACCAAAAGUACACGGACACCAAGGUUUACAAUCAGUCGUGCCAAAAUAUCUGGCGACAGAUGCAAAAACAACUAGUCUUCAUCGGCUGCUCUUAAGUUUUUAUUAUAAUGGGAUUUUAUAUCCUUGCCGCAAAGUCCCACUAUAAAUUAGAUAAUGUCUACAUCUCUUUACACCUCUUUUAAAACGAACAAAGGAGGAAAAGCACUAUUUUAGUAUUUUAGUUACGAGACAAAAUUACUCAGCUGUCGUUGUGUAAUGCAGAAUCUCAAGAAGCCACUUAAACGGUCAUUUAAGAUUUUUUGCAAGCCAGUUCAUGAUAUCACUACUAUUGUUGGAAAGGAAGCUGUCUUGCAGCAACUAUAAUCCUGCAUGAGUAGGUUUAAAUGCUUGUUAGAAGAAAGAAAAGAGCGGUAAAGUAACAAAACAGCCUGUAAGUAGAAAGAAACGCUGCAAGUUUUAAUUAAGUACACUCGUAAAGUGUAUUUUUAACCCAAUGCAUGUACUCUUAGCAAUCCAGCUGGUUUUGAAGUCUUAAUAUAUACUCGCUUUUGUUUUUUUGAAGACUUUCAGUUGCAGUUCAGAUGAUGAGGAGGGUACGAGGGGGUAAGUGCCAGUUAAAGCGUCUUAAAUUGAUGGGAAAGAAAUGCACUGCUUAGCAGGUAUUCCGUGUCCAUUUCAUAAGUAAGGGGAGGGGAUGCUGGAGGAUGGAUUUCAGAGGGCUUGCGAUGGCGAGGCUCGGGAUUGGUGGACGCUGCUGUUUGGCAUGGCCCCCUGCCAAGCACUUAUGUCUUUAUAUACUGUAAACAGAUGACCAACCAGUCCCGAGUGUGUCUCUGUGCUAACCCUCUGGCUCUCUGCACCUUCUCUCUUCCCUUCUUCAUCCUCUUGUCUGUGCACCUUCACUGCCUCUGGAAAGCCUCAAGACUUUCAACAAGACCGGGCAAACCAGCGAACACAUCCUCCUUCAUAAAAAGUCUUGAAUUUUUUUAGGGAAACCACCAGUCAAGCCUUUAGCUGUUUGCAGUGCCGGUGUGGGAGAAAGAAACCAUGGCUCAACAGAUGUUGCUCUUGACGGUGGUCUCCAUGUGGCUUUUCACCGGGUACUUCCUGGCAGAGGCGACAUAUUACAACCACCAUAUGUACAACCGCUUCCGUGCGCACAAUCACCAUGUCAACAUGGACAAUCAGCUUCCUCCAGAAGUUCCGGUGGUGGCAAAGCCAGUGGUGUCCCCGCGGAUCAACUUAAGUCGCACCUUUUAUGGGAUCAUGUUCGAUGCUGGCAGCUCUGGGACUCGCAUCCAUGUGUACAGGUUCAUUCAAAAAGACCCAGCUGAGCUCCCAGUACUGGACCAUGAGAUGUAUAAUGCCGUAAAGCCUGGACUGUCACAAUAUGCGGAAAAGCCUGAUGUGGGUGGUGAAACUAUUAGGCAACUGCUGAAGGUGGCAAAGAAGACAAUUCCUAAAGAGUUAUGGAUACAGACACCUGUGGUUCUGAGAGCCACUGCCGGCUUGCGCAUGUUGACUCCAGAAAAAGCCAAAGUCCUGUUGGAUGAGGUGAAAGAAGUUUUUGAUGACUCUCCCUUCUUUGUGCCAAACAACAGUGUCUCCAUCAUGAAUGGAGCCAAUGAAGGGGUCUUGGCAUGGGUUACAGUAAACUUCCUGACAGGUCAUUUGUAUGCUAAAACAAAAAGAACUGUUGGGAUCCUGGAUUUAGGGGGAGGUUCAACACAGAUGACCUUCCUUCCUAAAUUAAAGAAAACAGUGUUGAAUGCUCCUCCAGACUACAUUGCCAAAUUUGACCUGUUCAACGCAACUUACGAGCUGUACACCCACAGUUAUCUUGGAAAUGGACUCUUUGCAGCCCGACUGGCAACUCUUGGUGCUCUUGGUUCAGAUGAUCUUGACUGGAAAGUUUUUAGAAGUUCUUGUUUACCUAAAAAAUUUAGUGAAGAAUGGACCUUUGGUGAUCACACCUACAAAGUCAGUGGAAUACCAGAUGGUUAUGCAGGGUACAAGCUGUGCUAUCAAGAGGUCUUGCGGGUAGUGAAAGGGAUUGUGCACCAGCCCUUGGAGGUGAAGGGAAGCAGCGUCUUCUAUGCCUUCUCCUAUUACUACGACAGAGCUGUGGAUUCUGGUCUUAUUGAUAAAGACCGCGGUGGCACUGUGGAAGUCAGGGACUUCAAAAAGAGAGCCAAAGAAGUCUGCAAUAAGAUGACCAAAUACCGUCCGAUCAGCCCUUACUUGUGCAUGGACAUGACUUACAUCACCUGCCUAUUGAAGGAGGGAUUCGGGUUCAAGGAUAGCACUGUUCUGCAGCUAGCUAAAAAGGUCAAUAACGUGGAGACAAGCUGGGCGCUCGGUGCUACCUUUGACUAUUUCCGCAACCUUAACAUCCAUUAAGGCUGCAGUCUUGUGGCUACCAGCAGUAAGGGGACCAAGGACCAAAUCUCACCUGAUCGAGCAACCCCAUCCUCUUUUCCUAAACUCUUCAGUGAGUUUCAGACAUGCACUGCAGCCCUGUACCACCAUCCGCAACCAAACCCCCAGAAAACUGUUCACAAAGAGAUCGCUAUAUUUUUGUAAAGACACCCAGGGAAGCCUGCCCUUUCAACUGUACGUUCACAUGUUUCUCCUCUCGUCUCUCUCGUCGGAGACACUGUCUGUCUACUUUGGAGGUUUCAAUGUUAAGAGCAACCAUUCACAGCUGUUCCGGAUGCUUCAUUUAUGUUGUUUGGGAUAUUUGUAAAAAGCAUUGUGUUGAGUAGUAUUGCUUUAUUGUCUUUUACAGUAAUCUGUAGGUAGUAAUGCUUGUACAGUAGUGUAGUACUGUGUUGUGUUGGGUUAUGAUCAAUUAUGAUGACAACUGUGUCUUUGGCGCCCUUAUUCUAGCACGUUACACUUUAAUAGGGAUUGGAUCAUAUUAUCAGCUCAUUUGAUGAAAUCAUGAAUGCGCGUCUUGAGGUUUAGAAGGUCUGCUGUGGAGUUGGAGAACAUCUUAGGUGGACAUUCUCUAGGCGAAAUGCUAUAGGUGCUUUAUACAUUUUUUGUUGCUUUUUUAUUAUACUGAAUGGCAUACAGUACGAGUAAUGAUAUGAGUGCACUGCAGCCAUCGUCAAUUAAACAGGCACACUAUAAGUACUGUCAGUAUUUAGAUGAAAUCUAACUCAAAUGACUACUUCCUGAAGUUAAACGUUUAUGGUACUGUAUGCUAAAUUUACUCAUUGGACUCAUUAGAACAAGGUCUUCUGGAAACACAAUGUUUAAGUGGUAAAUGUUGUAUGGACAUACCCUGAAUGAUUUAGGAAAACAGUGUGAGAAGGGAAAAGCCUUUGCUCAUUUAGCGUCAUGUCAUGCUAAGUGUGUUUUGUGAAUUAUUGUACAAAUAUUUAUUACAUAUGGAUACUUUACUCCAUAUAGAGAAUAGUGCAGUGUUGCAUUAAUGUUGCUUGUUAAUUUUAGAACUUCUUUAAACCAGCAGCAGUAUACCAUGAUACAAUAUGUGUAUUUACUACCAAUGUAUAUAUCAGCUAUAAGCGUAAUCAAUGCGAGUCUGCAUCUUUACAGACACUUGUUUGAUAUGAACAAUUAUUAUUUUUGCCUUUUUGGGUAUUAUUAUCUGCAGCAAAUGCUAUAAAUAUGGCUAUGCUUGUCAAACAAAUGUCACUCAAUGUUGUGUAUGAAGUAAUA